UCUCUCUCCUCGUAGUGUAUUUUUUAGCUCAGCCUCGGUUGCUUUCCUUCCCCUGUGCCGCCAUUAAAGCCCGUCAGUUUGGUGGUUGGGAACUGGGAACAGGAUAAAAAUGCUUUAGAGCGCUAAAGCAAACGGCAGAGGGACGGGCUUUGGGGGGGACUUGCUCCGCGGUAUGUAUGGACCUUCAACCGCCAAGUAAACGGCACCCCAAAGAAGUAAAUAUGCGGUUAGUGUCGGCCAAGUAACAGCCUGAGUUCGGAUUGGAGUGGGUUUCUGGGGGGAAGCUCCAUUUGUUUAGGCUCCGGUGGGAUACCGAGGAGUGUAAACACAGCAAAGCAAAGUAGACUGCUUGCUGUGUGAUCUCCUUAAGAGUGGAUCUGCCGAGCUGAGAACCCCUCUGAACGGCAGGAAGCCCCUCUCAGUGGCGGAGCGACGAUGACCGAGCUGGUUGCCAAGUGGGCCUGUGAAUACUGCACAUACGAGAACUGGCCGUCAGCCAUAAAGUGCACCAUGUGCCGCGCUCAGAGGCCCAGUGGGAGUGCCAUCAUUACUGAGGAGCCCUUCAAGAGCAGCCCUGCUCUGGAUGCUAGUCUGCACCAGUGGGACCCUGCAGGCCUGAGCAACAGCCCACCCCAAGGGGGGUCCAGCUUGCUUAUCUGUCCAGACUCCAGCGCCCGACCCCGUGUUCGCAUUGCUGACGUACCUGAGACUAGUAGCAAGUGGUCAUGCCACAUGUGCACCUACCUGAACUGGCCUCGGGCCAUCCGUUGCACUCAGUGCCUGUGUCAGAGGCAACAAGCUCAACAACAGCAGCAGCAUGGACAACAUGCAACCCAUCAAGGACUUCAUACCCAGCAGCCACGCAGCCCCACAGAAUCCCCCCAGACCUCAAGCUCUGGAUGCCGCCCUGCUCCUCCAGCCACUAGUCCAGACCCCUGUGAGGAAUAUAAUGACCGUAACAGGCUCAACACUCAUACACAGCACUGGACCUGCACUGCCUGCACUUACGAGAACUGGGCCAAGGCACUUAAGUGUGUGGUUUGUGACCACCCAAGGCCAAAUAGCCUGCUAGCUGAACCCAUUGAACUGGCGUCAGAGCCUGAGAGCCAACAACCCUCCUCCAAACUUAAUGAACAGGACAGGGACAACAGGAGGGGUGUUGUUGGACAUGUGGUUGGGCAAGGAGUGGUGAGUGGAGUAGGUGGGCUUGGGGGUUGUAGCAGCAGCCAAAGAAGGUCACCUCCAUCGUCAAAACAGGAGUCUGAGGUGAAGAUGGACUUUCAGAGGAUUGAACUGGCAUCAGGGGCUGGGAUUGGGAGCAAAGAGGAGCUAGAGGUGGAUUUCAAAAAACUGAAGCAGAUAAAGAACAGGAUGAGAAGAACUGAUUGGCUGUUCCUCAAUGCCUGUGUUGGGGUUGUAGAGGGUGACCUGGCAGCUGUGGAAGCCUACAAGUCAUCAGGAGGUGACAUCGCACGGCAGCUUACAUCAGAUGAGGUGCGGCUAUUAAACCGGCCUUCUGCGUUUGAUGACGGCUUCACGCUGGUUCAUCUUGCCAUCCGCUUCCAAAGACAGGAUAUGCUGGCUGUGUUACUAACUGAGGUGUCCCAGCAGGCAGCCAAGUGUAUCCCAGCCAUGGUUUGUCCUGAGCUUACGGAGCAGAUCCGGCGUGAGGUAGCGGCCUCUCUUCAUCAACGCAAGGGAGACUUCACCUGCUACUUCCUUACUGACCUGGUGACCUUCACCCUGCCAGCAGACAUCGAAGACUUGCCUCCAGCAGUUCAGGAAAAACUUUUUGAUGAGGUGCUGGAUCGCGAUGUACAAAAAGAACUUGAAGAGGAGUCUCCCAUCAUAAACUGGUCCCUGGAGCUCGGGACAAGGUUAGACAGUCGACUGUACGCCCUGUGGAACCGCACGGCUGGAGACUGUCUCCUUGACUCUGUACUGCAGGCUACGUGGGGUAUCUAUGACAAGGACUCGGUGCUACGCAAGACCCUCCACGACAGCCUGCAUGACUGUUCUCACUGGUUUUACACACGCUGGAAGGAGUGGGAGUCGUGGUAUUCUCAGAGCUUCGGCCUGCAUUUUUCACUCCAGGAAGAGCAGUGGCAGGAGGACUGGGCCUUCAUUCUGUCCCUGGCCAGUCAGCCGGGUUCCAGCCUGGAGCAGACCCACAUUUUCGUUCUUGCACACAUACUUCGUAGGCCCAUUAUUGUCUACGGAGUGAAGUAUUACAAAAGUUUCCGUGGCGAAACGCUCGGUUACACACGAUUUCAAGGUGUGUACUUGCCUCUUUUGUGGGAGCAGAGUUUCUGCUGGAAGAGCCCUAUCGCUCUGGGCUACACACGGGGCCACUUCUCAGCACUGGUCGCCAUGGAGAACGACGGCUUUGACAAUCGCGGCGCGGGCGCCAACCUCAACACGGAUGAUGAUGUGACAGUCACUUUUCUGCCACUGGUGGACAGUGAGAGGAAACUGCUUCACAUUCACUUCCUUUCAGCACAGGAAAUGGGUAAUGAAGAGCAGCAAGAGAAGCUUUUGCGGGAGUGGUUGGACUGCUGUGUGACAGAAGGUGGUGUUCUGGUGGCUCUACAGAAAAGCUCCCGCCGACGCAACCAUCCGCUUGUCACCCAGAUGGUAGAAAAGUGGCUUGAUGGGUACCGGCAGAUCCGCCCCUGCGCCUCUUUGUCUGACGGAGAGGAAGAGGAAGACGACGAUGACGAGUGACAAAACUGAAGUGGGGGCGGGGGCAGGACUCCUCUCCCUUACAGUUUUUUUUUUUUUUUUUCUUUUUUUUGUACCUUUCCUGACACGGACAAACUGUGAAAGCCUUUAGGAGAGUACUGGGAACCAUAAGCUCCCCCAACCACCCUCCACCUGUGACAGAAGUCACUGCUACUCUUCAGCACAGGCGGGCAUGAAUAACACUCACAUUCACUCCUGACAGACCUAAAACUGACAAAGUCCACCGCUGCACAGCACAGAUUUGGGGAGAGAAUAAAGGUUCACAAAUGCAAAUGACCUCCUGAUUUGUUUAGAGUUUCAAAAAAAGGAAUCUUUAUCUGUAGAUGUAAAUGCAUGUGGUUGUUGAAAAGAGUAUAAGGAAAUAUACCAGCAAUGAUUAAAUCAACACUUUAUAUCUGUUCAGUGUGGGCACUGACAAAAGCACACUUCCAAAUUAAUCUUUCUGAUGUUUUUUUCAUGUAUAAGGGUUGGCUUCUUUAGCAUUUUGUUUUUGAAUGGGCAGGGACAAAGCCAAUAAAUAUUGUUAUCUUUAGACAACCAGAGAUUGUGUAAUAAUAAAUGACUUUAAUCCUUA
Cheilinus undulatus (humphead wrasse) is the source of this 3316-nucleotide messenger RNA. RefSeq names its product zinc finger, RAN-binding domain containing 1b (gene zranb1b). Lineage: Eukaryota; Metazoa; Chordata; Actinopteri; Labriformes; Labridae. Gene Ontology annotation, biological process: protein K29-linked deubiquitination; protein K33-linked deubiquitination; cytoskeleton organization. The transcript is spliced from 10 exons. Gene Ontology annotation, molecular function: K63-linked polyubiquitin modification-dependent protein binding; cysteine-type deubiquitinase activity. Gene Ontology annotation, cellular component: nucleus; cytoplasm. Bases 436 to 2724 code for a protein of 762 amino acids. The record is from RefSeq and is a predicted model, not a curated record.